AUGGCGUUUAGACCAACCCAUCGAAACGACAAGGGGCGCAGCUGGCUGUUGGGCGACACACCAGCAGCGUCGGAGCACGUGCAGCUGCAGGUGGACCCUAUCCGCUCAGGGCUGGACCAAGAAAUCGGGUCUCUCAGAGACCAGGUGUCCAAGCUAAAGAGAGUAGCAGGCGACAUAGCCCUUGAGACCAAGCAGCAGAACGAUAUCCUUAAUCAACUGGAGCACACCAUGUCUAAGGCACGGGCAGCAGUGCGCAACACUAUGCGGAAGGUAGACAGGCACCUUAAGGGCAGUGGGUCCGCGCACCUGUUACACGUCAUCCUCUUUGCGCUAGCGUGCUUCCUCUUUGUGUACCUCUGGAAGAAACUUCGUCACUCCAUGCCCCUCGCCCUCUACUUUGUGCAAGAAACCGCCGCCGCCGCCGCCGCUAUGGGGCUUCCACCCUCGCGAACAGAGUUGGCAGGUGGCGCGUCGUCUGGUAAUCGCACUGGGUUCGCUGGAAAUGGGUUGCCGGCCGCAAUUGGCGGCGGCAGGUCAGGGGAACGGGUGGGUGCUAGGGAAGAGUCGCUGAGGGAAGCUGGCGAGGCGGUGGCUGCGGCGUUGGGCGCUGACGCGUGCGCGGACUCCCUGCACGGGGCUCCCGCUGAGGGUGGGCGCGCAGCAUGCGCGGAAGGCGCGCGCGAGUGCGGAAGCGGGGUGAAGGAGGUGAAGGAGGUGUCGCGGAGUUUCGGGCGGCUGGUAACAGAGCUGUGGGCGGGGGAGGCGGCGGGCGCAAUCAGCCCCGCGGAGCUGCUGUCGAGCGUGCACAAGCACGUGCCGCACUUCGCGGGGUUCGGUCAGCACGACUCGCAGGAGUUUCUGCGAUCUCUGGUGGAUAAACUGGACGAGGAGACGCGGGGGCAGAGCGAGCUCCCAAAAUGUCACAGCCUGCCCGAAAACCUCGACCAGCUACCCGAAGCGGAGCAAGCGGACGCCCUCUGGAGGCAGCACUGCGUGCGGUUCGCCAGCCCCAUCCAGCAAAUAUUUUGCGGGCAGCUGCAGAGCACGAUCGAGUGUCUGACGUGCCACCACCGGUCGCACUGCUUCGACCCCUUUUUGGACCUGUCUGUGCCCAUCCCCCGCCGCCGCUUCUUCUCCUUCCGCGCGCCCUCCAUCCGCGACUGCCUGGGGGAGCUCCUGGCGGAAGAAACGCUGCAGGGGGACAAUGCGUACUCGUGCUCGCACUGCAAGAAGCCCAGCAAGGCUGUGAGACGACUGUCCAUUGUGCGCUUUCCCUCCAUCCUCGUUAUACACAUCAAGAGAGUGGCCUCGUCAGCGAUCUCCCUCUUUCAGAAGGACUCCACCUUUGUCUCCUGUGACCUUCACAGCCUUGACCUCUCAAAGUUCCAAAGCAGCUCACUCUCUCGAGAAAACCCCUCCACAGAGCCUGUCAGUCCUCCCAGCCCCAACAGCCGAAGCAGCAGCAGCAGCGGCAGCAGCGGGUCAGCCCCGGUGUACGAUCUAUACGCUGUGACGAACCACAUGGGGUCACUCUCUUCGGGCCACUACACAGCGCACUGCCGCAACCCUGCGGACGGGCAGUGGUAUCUGUUCAACGACAGCGGUGUGUCGCCCAUCGCUGCUUCUGCUGUUAUCUCCUCGUCUGCUUAUGUUCUCUUCUACCAGCUCAGACGCAAUCCUGAGGACUUUUGA
Closterium sp. NIES-65 is the source of this 1692-nucleotide messenger RNA. Lineage: Eukaryota; Viridiplantae; Streptophyta; Zygnematophyceae; Desmidiales; Closteriaceae. The record is from the annotation of a GenBank genome assembly.